Eucalyptus grandis is the source of this 861-nucleotide messenger RNA. RefSeq lists its product as uncharacterized. The transcript is spliced from 3 exons. NCBI's taxonomy places the organism in Eukaryota, Viridiplantae, Streptophyta, Magnoliopsida, Myrtales, Myrtaceae. The record is from RefSeq and is a predicted model, not a curated record. The coding region runs from base 147 to 674 and encodes 175 amino acids.
UUUCCCCCAUACCAGAUCGAUCACAGCUGAACUGUCCCUGCUUUGUUCGGAUUCCAUAGCUCGCGAGUUCCGGAUAUAACACUCGGCCUGCCGCGGCCGCCCUCAAUCCGUUUCCUGCCCGAUACAUUCUGAUCCGCCGACCGGAGAUGGCGAAGAACACGGGAUUCUUGAUCUGCUUGCUGAUCGUGGCCAUGGACGUAGUUGCUGGGAUCAUGGGCAUCGAGGCCGAGAUAGCUCAGAACAAGGUGAAGCAUGUGAAGGCGUGGGUGUUCGAGUGCCGCGAGCCGAGCCGCGAGGCGUUCGGGCUGGGGCUGGCCGCGUGCGUGCUGCUGGCGCUGGCUCACGCCGUAGGGAACUGGAUGGGCGGGUGCGUCUGGAUCCGGUCCAGGGAGGAUUUGAAUAGAGUGACCGCCAACAAGCAAUUGGCCGUGGCCUCUCUCAUUUUCUCCUGGAUCAUCCUGGCGGUCGCCUUCUUGAUGCUGAUCAUGGGGACGCUGCACAACUCCAAGUCGCGGCGGUCCUGCGGGCUCGCCCACCACCGGCUCCUCUUGAUCGGGGGAGUGCUGUGCUUCUUCCACGGCCUCUUCGCCGUCGCCUACUUCGUGUCGGCCAAGGCGGCAAGAAAAGAAGACCGGUCGGGUCGUCCUCAGCCGCCGAGACAGGAACCUGCUUAGCUAUAACGUCGGAUUCCCAGACAGCUCCAUUCAUUCUUUCGUGUUCUUAAAGUUCACUGCUUUUCGUCUCUGUUUUUCGCUGAUUGUUUUGGAUUCGGAUCCAAAGAACAAGAUUUGAUUUUCAUUUUGAACUUGAAUUGAUUCUUUCAUCGCGGAAUUCGCUUGAAGAAGCAUUCGCCGCUCUUUG